UAUAUCUACUAGGGGAUGAGCUACAACGGAUCAGGCAGUGGUCCUCGACGAGGGAUUCGUACUAAUAGCGCAAACAUAACACCAAGAGGAGCCGGCCUCGCAGCGCCGCCGCCCGCCAAAAGACCGCGGGACGCCGCCCACAGCUCAGGGUACGACUCUUCGACAGCUGGAUAUAGUUGGUCUUCUAACAGCAGUAGAGGAGGGUCUUAUGGCGGCCGGAGAGCCGAGGAGAGAGGGGGAGGAGGAGGAGGAGGAGAAUAUGAGUUUGCUGGAAAGAAUGCUGAAAAGAUGUUUCCUGACGCGAAGACUACUCUAAAUAAUGCCCUCAUCGCCGAGCUGCGUCGUCUCAACACUAAACUGGACUAUGUCAUGGAGCGUGUGGUCCUGACCCAGUACGGAGUCCCAACUCCGGGGUAUCGCUGCACUCUUGAGCUCCCGUACCCCGAGAGGGUGACGGUGGUGGGGGAGGGAGGGAACAAGAAGGACGCGGAGAGAAGGUGUGCAGCUGCCGCCUGCGUCAAACUGAUGGACCUUGGUUUCAUGAACCAGAGGGGGAAGAAGGUCGAAACUCAACGCCAAGACAUCACAGAGGAUCAGAAACCAAAGGAGCUAGAUGUUUCCAUGGCGAGUCAGAUACAACUAUUCGAAGCUAUUGCGAAACUCCCCGAAUGCCACUCCUUCCCAAACUGGUCCAGCCUCAAGAGUUUCUAUGACGACCAGAAGAGACAUGUUCAAGGCGUUCCAACAGAAUCGGGGAACGCUAUAUACAACUUGAAAUUAUCUGUCCCUGUGGACUCGUUCCGCGUCCAAGAGACCUCUGGCUCCACCGCAACCGUUUCCCAGGCAACGACGGUGGUUCUACCGGCGUUGUGGCAAAAGUUGUUUCCGGUUUCCGUGGAGACGCCCCUUGCACUCGUCCCCUGCCCAAAGUGUCACGGUAACAUACAGAUCAGCAUGAGCUACGUGAGAAAGCUGGAAAACCAGCUGAACCAGUUUUUGCCGCUGCCCGUGCCGGAGGAGAGGAAUGUGGAGCCACGUAGUGGGGCGUCAUCGGAUGACGUCACCGGGAAUGCCCCCAUUCUGGCCGAGAUUGAACAGAACACAGUGUGUGUGUUCUCUGGCCAGCCGUACUCUGACCUCUCUAACGAGGAGGCGGAGCUUCGUAGCCGGGGGAUGCGGAAGGAGCAGGAGGCGGUAGAGAGGUGGGGCAGUGAAGGAAAGAGUCUUCGAGCAGCUGCCAAGAGGCUACCCAUCAACAGAGCAAAGAAUGCUCUACUGAGGGAAAUCAACACGAAGCCGGUGGUGGUUGUCAUGGGGAUGACUGGCUCGGGGAAAACAACUCAAGUCCCGCAGUUUAUCCUCGAGAACUAUAUUGAGCACAUGGUGGGUGCGACGUGUAACAUAGUGGUGACACAGCCGCGGAGGAUUUCCGCCAUCUCCAUAGCAGAGAGAGUGGCAGCUGAGAGACGAGAGAUGGUGGGGAAGACGGUUGGCUACCAGGUGAGGCAGGGAGAGAGAGAGAGGCUGACUUAUCAGCUUUUUAAUACCUAGACUGUCAUACUGUAGCCAGCAGUAGGG
Messenger RNA from Geodia barretti, 1578 nucleotides. The record is from the annotation of a GenBank genome assembly. NCBI's taxonomy places the organism in Eukaryota, Metazoa, Porifera, Demospongiae, Tetractinellida, Geodiidae.